Molecule: messenger RNA, 636 nt
Organism: Tetrahymena thermophila SB210
Lineage: Eukaryota; Ciliophora; Oligohymenophorea; Hymenostomatida; Tetrahymenidae
Product: thymidylate kinase
Exons: 2
Biological process (GO): dTTP biosynthetic process; dUDP biosynthetic process; dTDP biosynthetic process
Cellular component (GO): mitochondrion; cytoplasm; cytosol
Molecular function (GO): dTMP kinase activity; ATP binding
Source: RefSeq, a predicted model, not a curated record
AUGAGCAAAAGAGGACUCUUUAUAGUUUUUGAAGGAUUAGAUAGAUGUGGAAAGACAUCCUAAUGCGAGAAUUUAGUUAACUUUUUAAAAGAAAGUGGAAAAAAAGCAAUUAUGAAGAGAUAUCCUGACAGAACUACAACCAUUGGCCAAACUAUCAAUAAUUAUCUUUAAGGAAAGUAGAAUUUAAGCGACUAGGCAAUUCAUUUGAUUUUUUCAGCUAAUCGUUGGGAAUAAUAAGAAGAAAUUAAGAAGAUUUUAGAUGAAGGAACCAAUAUUGUUUGUGAUAGGUAUUGUUAUUCAGGAGCAGUUUAUACAUCAGCUAAGGGUUAUGACAUAGAAUGGUGCAAAAAUCCUGAUAAAGGUUUAAUAAAGCCUGAUAUUGUUUUAUACUUGCACGCUCCUAAAGAGGUUAUUUCAAAAAGAUCAGGAUUUGGUGGUGAAGUGUAUGAGAAAGAAGAAUUUUAAUAAAAAGUAAGGGAAGCAUUUGAUAAUCUGCUCUAAAAAGAAGAUAAUGUAGUUUUUAUUGAUGCUAGUGGAACAAAGGAAGAAGUAUUCGAUUUAAUAAACUAAAAUAUAAAAAAGGUAUUUGAGGAUGCUUCUACAAAAGACUAAAAAAUAUCCCAUUUAUGGAUAUGA